Messenger RNA from Pseudoliparis swirei, 2280 nucleotides. RefSeq lists its product as uncharacterized. The transcript has 7 exons. The coding region runs from base 185 to 1174 and encodes 329 amino acids. The record is from RefSeq and is a predicted model, not a curated record. Lineage: Eukaryota; Metazoa; Chordata; Actinopteri; Perciformes; Liparidae.
UUCCGCACGGUGGAGUUGACUUGAGCGAGAUCGAAAUCGUUUUACAGCAUUUGAUGUUGUAUUAUCUAAAGAGGAGCGCGGUGCUAUUCUAAACCACACCGUGUUUACUGGACAUUGGUGAUACUAUUCCCACCGAAGCUUGCAGUUAUUUAAGCUGGUUAAUUCAUAAUUAACAGGCUAAAAUAUGCAAAACUACGCAGAUGCCAUCAGGCACUUAAUAACCAGACACGCGACCGGUCUCGCUGUUGCGUGUAUUGCAGGGGCAGGCAUACUGGCCUUGCGCAGGUGGAUGGCUGGGGGAGUGUGUCGGAGCAAGGUCAGACUAGAUGGGAAAACAGUCCUGAUCACAGGAGCCAACACUGGCAUCGGCAAGGAGACGGCCCUGGACAUGGCCAAGCGAGGAGCCAGAGUGAUCCUGGCCUGCAGAGACGUGACCAAAGCCUGCAUCGUGGCCGACGAGAUCCGGCAGCAGAGCGGCAACGGCAACGUGGUGGUGAAGAAACUGGACCUCGCCUCCCUGCAGUCCGUCCGGGACCUGGCCAAAGACGUCGAGGAGAACGAGGAACGUCUGGACAUCCUCAUCAACAACGCAGGUAUCAUGAUGUGUCCGAAGUGGAAGACCAAUGACGGCUUUGAGAUGCAGUUUGGCGUCAACCACUUGGGACAUUUCCUCCUCACCAACUGUCUCCUCAACCUGCUGAAGAAGUCGACUCCGAGUCGCGUCGUCAUCGUCUCCAGUCUGGCCCACGAGAAAGGCAGCAUCGACUUCGACGACAUCCACCUCGAUGUGCAGUACCACCGCGAGACGAGCUACAGGCAGAGCAAGCUGGCCAACGUGCUCUUCUGCAGAGAGCUGGCCUCCAGACUGCAAGGCACCGGUGUGACGGUGUACAGUCUCCACCCCGGUGUCAUCCGCACCGAGUUAGGCCGCCACCUGCUGCCCACGCUGGCUCUGUGGCAGAGGAUCUUCGUCACGCCGAUCAUCAUGCUGAUCAAAAGCCCCGCCGCCGGCGCUCAGACCAGCAUCUACUGCGCCGUGGACGAGAGCCAGGCCAACGCCAGCGGCCUCUACUACAGCGACUGCGCCCCCAAGGAGCCGGCGCCACAGGCCCUGGACGACGCCGCGGCCAAGAGGCUGUGGGAGCUCAGCGCCUCCAUGGUCGGGCUGGUUUAACACACGACGGCCGGGGGGGGGGGCAUGUUUACACGGGAGGAUGUACCACCACGACAUGCUAGUUUUAUUUCAUGGGUUUAAUGGGCAUUGCAUUAAUAAUUAUUUCACUUGUUCCGGGUCUUUUAACGAUUUGCUGCCCACGCUUUGCACUAUUUAAUCUAAAGACUCCAGUCGGUCGUGUGGAUGUUACCUUUAGGUUUAUUGCUUCACCUUUAUAAUCACGCAUAUUCUAAAUUAUUAUUGUGAGCUCUAUUGUCUAUCUGUGUUAUAUUUAUUUAAAAGCGUCUGCUAAAUGACAUGUAAUGUAAUGUAAUAUAUAUAUUGCUUAUGUCCUUGAGGCAAUGCUUGCUUUUAAUGGAGCGUUUAGGCUGGUUGUCCGGCUGUAUGCAUUAGGAGGGGGGGGUUGUUCCUUUUAUCACGGGGCUCAUUGUUCGAUUCCCCGUCUCCCUGUUUGCACGUCAAAGUGAGCGAGGCCCUGAACCCCACGUUGCUCCUGAUGAGCUCAUCAUCAUAUUAUUAUAUGUGUUCAGCUCCAUCAUCCCCUGUGUGAGCGGCUCAACGAGCGGCACAUGUCGAAGUAGAAAGGAGCGAUAGGAAUGUCCAUUUUUAAUGAGCAAUUGUAUUUAUUUAAUUUUUUAUUUGGAAUACUAAAAAUGUAUAUUUAAAGACUUCAAACUUGUAUUCAUGGCAACAAUCGACAACAUACAGUUAAAAAUGAUAUUGUAGUUUUUUAAAAAUUCAUUCUCUAUACCAAAUUCACAAACAUGUAAAGCGAUCCUAUCUUUAAGAACUACAAGGAAAAGGUAGACGACGGCGUAGCGCUUCAACCUCGGAGUCGCGACGGAGCGUCGCGUGAAGGCGCGGAAGUGACCGCAACGUGUCGGCAGAGGUCAAAAGGUCGUUGCACUUUAGAAGAGAGAGGAUCCUCCACCAGGUGUAGAGGGGGGGGGGGGGUGACGCCUCAGGGGAGAGCAGCAGUUAGAGUGUGUGUGUGUGUGUGUGUGUUCUGUUUGUUGCUUAUAUUGUGACAAUUGAACUGUGUGCCUUCGUUAUCCAAACAAACCAAAAGAAAAAAUCUGAUAUAAUAAAAUCAGAUUUAAAAAUGA